Molecule: messenger RNA, 1106 nt
Organism: Trypanosoma grayi
Lineage: Eukaryota; Euglenozoa; Kinetoplastea; Trypanosomatida; Trypanosomatidae
Exons: 1
Source: RefSeq, a predicted model, not a curated record
AUGAUGCGCUACGUGUUGUUUGUGUGUGUGCUCUGCGUGUGGUGUGCCUGCGGGUGUGCUGCAGGUGAAGUUGAAACCGUUGCUGCGGAAUGCACAGAGACUGAUAAGAGUAAGUGUACUGGUUCCGGCCGCGCUGCAUCAGGUGGCGGUGUUGAAGGACAUGAAGGUGCUAAUCAAUCGGGUGACUCUGGUACAGAAGAUGGUGAUAAUAAAGUCAGCGGCAGUGCCCCAAUUUGUGAGGAGAUUGAUAAGAAGAAAUGCAAAGACCCAGAUGAUUCUAAAAACGAUCCUUCCUGCUCUACGAAAAACCCUCCAAAUUGCCGUCACGCCAAGGUCCCUGGCGUGGGACAGCCAGAGGCUGUGACGGGUGGGACAUGCCGAGAUGGUAAGACUGCACCGUGCCGUGAUUCGGAUGUGGUGGGACCUAAGAAUGACCUUAAUACUGGUAAUCCCCAGGGCUCAGCGGGAGCACAGCACUGCCAACCGCCGAAGGUUCUGUCGGCCGAUGGUAAGAAGUGUAUUGAUCGUGGUGCCGGUGAAGCGCAGGAGGCUCAGGGGAACCUCAAAGGCCUUUCCGAUGAGGCAAAACGGAAUGAGGUGAGCUUAACGAAGGCGCCCGGAUUGGGUGAGGGAGACGAGAAGAAAAUAAUCAAGGGAGAUGAGACACACUACAGCAAUGAUAGCCGUGAAGGUUCGCCGCAUGAUGGACAGCAUCAGCAUCAGCCUCCGCACGACAGGAUCACAGAAAAGGAUCAGCAGGGUGACGUCGAUAACCCUUUGAAUAGCCCCAAAGGAGGUUCAAAUGCGAAGAGUAGCGCCCCAGCUUCUGGUGUCCCAUCACCUGCAGUAAACACACCUGAGGCUGAGAGCGCUGUUGAAGAUCACCCCAAUGGGGAGCCUGUUGAGAGUCCUGCUCAGGCUGCAGUCGGACAAGGUGAUGCCGUGCAAUCGCAGACAGCUCCUACCUCUACUUCCAUGAGUGCUACAGAAGCCACAGGCAGCAGCCAGCCGAGCAGCAGCAGUCCGUCGACCGACAAGGGCCAAGACCCGAAGGCUGCGGACAGCAGCAGCGGAGGUGCAAGCCGCCGCACAGGACCGCUGCUGCU